Eimeria necatrix is the source of this 422-nucleotide messenger RNA. RefSeq lists its product as hypothetical. NCBI's taxonomy places the organism in Eukaryota, Apicomplexa, Conoidasida, Eucoccidiorida, Eimeriidae. The record is from RefSeq and is a predicted model, not a curated record. The transcript is spliced from 2 exons. The annotation marks the transcript as partial.
AUGGCCAAGGAAAAUGAAUUUUCGCAAGAAAAGGCCAUUAGCAUUCACGAGAGCUUUGCAGUUACCUCGAAGAAACCUGCAGCCGAGCUCAUUUCACACAGAGAAAGUGCUGAAGCUCAAGACGAGGGCUUGGCUGCACAGUCGCCAGGGAGCAGAACAGCCUACGGUCUUGAGAGCUGGAAGUCUAUGUCCUGCACAAUGCAGCGGCACGCAAAUGUGCUGAAAUUCCUCGCGGCGCCGCAGCAGCACGCAACAGCAGGAGUGGAGUCUCACAGAGUGGCUCUGCAGCUCUUGGGGGCCUUUGCUGACCCGAAAAACUACUGGGAAAUUGCAAACGACGCUCUAAGGGAGAAUUUCAAGUUUACGCUGCAACACUCAGCAGCCUGGCCUGCGAGGGGCCAGUUUUGCGCCGAAUUGCCCAG